Falco peregrinus (peregrine falcon) is the source of this 5020-nucleotide messenger RNA. RefSeq names its product fms related receptor tyrosine kinase 3 (gene FLT3). The transcript is spliced from 24 exons. Bases 596 to 3643 code for a protein of 1015 amino acids. Gene Ontology annotation, cellular component: signaling receptor complex. Gene Ontology annotation, molecular function: transmembrane receptor protein tyrosine kinase activity; ATP binding. Gene Ontology annotation, biological process: protein phosphorylation; positive regulation of kinase activity; cytokine-mediated signaling pathway. Lineage: Eukaryota; Metazoa; Chordata; Aves; Falconiformes; Falconidae. The record is from RefSeq and is a predicted model, not a curated record.
GACCACAGCAGGUCCUAUGUCACCAGCAGACCGAGCACUCACCCAGCAUGGGAAACCUCCUUUGGCCCGCGAGAACAGAUGCGGCAGGGUAACUUCAUUCGGAUUUUUUUUUUUUUGAGUUCUUUAAGCUUGUCAGUGUCGCUUGCUCUUCCCCUCGUUGAUACCCAGAGAAAUUACACAGACUGCCAGUGCAUGAAAGCAGAAACCAUAACUGCUUCGAAAAUCAGAAUUGAGGUGAGACAGCAAAAAGUCAGCUGCACUGAAUUUACCCAAGCACCAAAUUUACACAAGAAAAUAUGUUUUUGUAGAAAUGUGAGGGAAGGGCUAAAGAACCGGGCGAGGACUGAGCAGCUGGAGCGGAGGCAGCUGCUCAGCUUGGUGGAGGCAUCCUCCGACAGAAGGAAGACGCUCCCCGACCCCCAGAGAGGCCCCUUCUUCUCCCGUCCCGCAGCCGUUUCCUUCAGGCUUGGGGCUCAGGCCCUCACUUUUGAAGAAGUGGUUUCACUGUGGGCAGUGACGUGCACCCUUGAAGGCAACCACCUGCACGGCUCAGUUUCACUCACAGGGGCGAGGGGACUGCAGGGCAUCACCAGCCAUGGCAGCGGGCUGGCCCCGCAGCCGCCCCGCUGCAACCUCCUUUGGGCUAGCAGUUCUUGUUAUGACAGCAGUUACUUUCACUUCUGCAAUGAAGCAAAAUAGAUCUGAGAUUAUGUGUGUGUUUAUCAGCCAGAAGGAUGAAGGUUCAGGAACACCAGAGACAUUGGUAUCUUCUAAGAUUUCUAACAAUCUGGAAGACCUUGGGUGUUACUUAAAUUCUCAAGGAACAGGGAACAUCUAUGAACCAACCAAAAAUGUGGAAGUCAACGUGUUUGAAGAUAUUGAAUUAAGAGUAAUAAUGAACAUUUCAAAGAUCAUUUCCUGUUUUUGGUUCUUUAAAGAGAGCAAAGCCUGUAAACUUUCCUUGGACUCAGAGAAUCGAUAUGUUACGUCUUUGGCUUUUUCCCAAAUAAAAGAAGCACAAGCUGGAAAUUACACCCUCUCGGUCAUAAGUAAAACUGGUAAUUAUACAGUAGUUGUGCCUGUUCUCAUCAGAAAGAAACCAGGCAAACCCUGUUUCAGGAAAAGGGAAAAAUCAAAUGCUAUUGAAUGCCUAUCUGAGAGCUACCCGCAGCCCUCUGUGGAGUGGAUAUUUUGCAAAACACCUGAAAGGAGUUGCCCUGAUAAAAUGCAUGAAGAAACUGGGGAAAUAGAUGGCAUACAGAAGGUACAACAUGAAUUAUUUCAAACUUAUAUAUGGUGCUGCGCUGCUAAUGACCUGGGCAGAGAAUGCACCAGCCUCUUUACAAUAGAUUUAAAUGAAAGACAAGCAGCGCCUUUACCUGAAUUACUUCUUAAAGUUGGGGAACCAUUGCUGAUCAGAUGCAGAGCUGUUCACCAUAAUUAUAAAUUCAGAAUAAAAUUAGCUUUUGAAAAAAAAGAAGUUGAGCAGGAUCGCCAGUUUGAAGGAUUAGAAUAUCAAACAGAUCUCUCGGCAAUUCGGAUCCAGUAUGUGUUUGCUUCAGCAGCAGGAAGAAGUGAUAGUGGACAUUAUACCUGUUCCUCUACCGUUCAUCCGAAUCAAACUGCUUUGGUUACAGUUUUAGAGAAGGGUUUUAUAAAUAUAACCGACUCUAAAGAAGAUUUUGAAAUUGGUGAGGAAGAGUUUUGCUUCGAAGUUAACUUUACAGCUUAUCCACCAGUUAGAUGCAUGUGGCUGUUUUCCCAAAAAACGUUUCCAUGUAAACAAAGUUACAGCAUGGAUGGACGCAGCAUUUCAUCAAGAUUCUGUGACCACCAGCAUCAGUCUGGGAUAUAUGUAUUUUAUGCUGAAAAUGAUGAUACGGUCAUGACAAAAAAAUUCACUCUGUAUGUGAGAAGAAAGCCUGAAAUAACAAUGCAGAUGUUGUUCAAGCAGAUCUCCUGCAUUGCUGACAGUUAUCCUUCUUCAUCCUGGGUCUGGAGGAACUGUCCAGAGCUGAACUCAUCUAACUGUACAGAAGAAAUCACUGAGGGGAUUCACAACUUCUUGCCAGAGAGGAGAUCCCUGGGGUCAUGGAUUUCAAGCAGCACUCUAGAUGUAAAGGAGACAACAACAACCUUCUCUGUGGAGUGCUGUGCAAACAAUUCUGCUGGUUCAGCCUGCGAAAAAAGUUUCAUUAACCUGUCAGUUGCAGGAGCUGUUUCUUCGCCCCUGGACAAUGCUGCGUUCUAUGUCUCUGCUGGAUUUUUCCUCCCUUUGAUCAUGUUUUUAUUUGUGUUCAUUUCUCAUAAAUACAAAAAGCAAUAUAGAUACGAAAGCCAGUUGCAAAUGAUACAGAUGAUAGGCCCAUCCGAUAAUGAGUACAUCUACAUCGACUUCAGAGAAUUUGAAUAUGAUCUCAAAUGGGAAUUUCCCAGGGAAAAUCUGGAAUUUGGACAGGUCCUUGGUUCUGGGGCUUUUGGGAAGGUGGUGAAUGCGACAGCUUAUGGAAUUAGCAAUGCAGGAGACUCAGUCCAGGUUGCAGUCAAAAUGCUACAAGAAAAACCUGAUGCUUCAGAAAAAGAUGCUCUGAUGUCUGAGCUGAAAAUGAUGACUCACAUUGGAAGCCAUGAAAAUAUUGUGAACCUACUAGGAGCUUGUACCAUGUCAGGACCAAUCUACUUGAUAUUUGAAUACUGUUGCUAUGGUGAUCUUCUGAACUACUUAAGGAGCAAGAGAGAGAAGUUUCACUGGACACUGACAGAUAUUUUUAAAGAUCACAACUUCAGCUUUUACCACAAUAUCCAUUUGAACAAAAAUUCCAGGAAAGGAACUCACCCGAAGUACAGUGUGAAUAUGACUCUGUGCAGAGAGGAUGAAUUUGAGGUCAUGCAGAGAAGUCAGAAUGUAAAUGUGACAUCUGGAUCAAAAAGGAUAGUGCUGUGUUCUGAGGAAGAUAAAAUUAAGCAUGCAAGCAGACAGAUGGACGAAGAAGAGGAUUUCAAUGUGCUCACUUUUGAAGACCUUCUCUGCUUCUCUUAUCAAAUUGCCAAAGGAAUGGAGUUCCUUGAGUCCAAAUCGUGCAUUCACAGAGACCUUGCUGCCCGGAAUAUAUUAGUGACCCAUGGAAAAGUGGUGAAAAUUUGUGACUUUGGCCUGGCCAGAGAUGUAGUGAAGGACUCCAACUACAUCGUCAGGGGCAAUGCUCGUUUACCAGUUAAAUGGAUGGCUCCUGAAAGCUUGUUCGAGAGGACGUACACAAUGAAGAGUGAUGUCUGGUCUUAUGGAAUAUUACUAUGGGAAAUAUUCUCUUUGGGUGUAAAUCCCUACCCUGGCAUUCAGGUUGAUACGAACUUCUACAAAUUAAUACAAAGUGGAUUUAAAAUGGACCAACCGUACUAUGCUACAAAAGAUGUCUAUCACGUGAUGCAAUCUUGUUGGGCCCUUGACUCCAGGAAAAGACCCUCUUUUUCUUGGCUGGUUUCCUCUCUUGCCUGUCAGCUGGCUAAGGCAGAAGGAGCUGUUUACCAGAAUAUGAAGAAAAAUAUUCCUACACACAGUUCCAGCAUCAAAACUAAACCAUGUGUAAGCAGGGAUGAGGAAUCUCUGCCAUCUACAGCUGUGCUCCAGCAUGAAGACUCUUAGGUUGAAAAAUAAUCUGGGUUAUGGAUUUGGUCUCAGUAUUUUCAUAAACUCCAUGUAGCAUAAAUGUUUUAAACCACCACUAAGAAAAGAAACUGCUGCUCUGUUCACAUUUCUUAUGAGCCAGUCCAUGUUUAUGUUACUUUGAGGAGAAGACACAAUUCGUUUCUUUGAAUUCAGCAAAUGCUUCUAUUGCAAGACAAAAGCAAUGGUCAUUUCACUGCAUCUCUACAACUGGAUGUCUCUUUUCCUGGUUUUAUGUAAAUAGUGUCUAGCCAAUGCAUUGAAUUCAGAAUGUUCUUGCCAUAUUUCAAACAAAUACAAGAAAAUCCAUGGGGGUUUAGUCAACGUUUACAAGCACAGCCUAUGCAUCUAGAGAGAACUGGUGUGAUUUCCAGAAGUGCUACUCACAUCUUCAGCUCCAGCUGUCAGUAAGUGUUGGAAAAAAAGUAGCCAACUUUAAAUCCCCAGAUUUUAAAAUAGCAGCCUUGUUUUACACAGAACUAUAAAUUUGAGUGUGUAUAACUGUCUUAUCCCAGACAUCUCAAUUGCUGUGAAGUUCCUGAUAGGUGUCCAGUUCAGGUGAGUUCAUUUACAGCGAGUGAUUCCUUCCUACCUAAAAUAAGCAUUGAAAACAAGCAGAAGGAGUGAUAUUUGGAGAUGACCUUCUGCCUCCCUGGUCUAGAAAUCCAGAAAUCCAGGUGGCUGUCUCCAACUGGAAGUCUCACUUCAACUGAGUUACCAAUAAUUCCAUUCUUUGGGCUUUAUGUGUUUUGAUAGCAAAUAGAAAUGUUUAAUUUUGAAGAAAUUAUCUUCCGUAGCAAUUUAGGAGUGUAAUAUCAUCGCUUCCUAUUCCCAGAAGUUAGCCUGGGUGUAUGAACCCUGCUGCAAGAAAAUGAGAGUAUGUCUCUUCAAUUUUCUCCCAGAUGCCCAGGACAAUAACCUGAUGCUUGCUGGAGUUUUAAUAUAGAUAAAAAGACAUGCUAUUUUCACUGUGAGGUGUGGGGAUUCAUAAAUGCGGCUUUCAUAAUGACUUAACGGGAUAUGUCUGUCUACAUCACAGUGAAUCAAGUUGACAAUAUGUGAAUUAACGGUUUUCUUCUCUUUUACAUUUUACAAGAUGCUAACUGCAGUUAGGAUUUCCAGUGGCAAGUGUUAUAAAUGAAUAACGGUUUGGAUAGAAUAUGCUAUCACAUAAAUUAAGCUGCUCUUUACUAACAUUGUCUGAAAAUAAUUAAUGUUGUAAUGCAAUGAUUAUGAUUUGCCUAUUUUUGUUAACAUUGUCGAAUUAGCAAGGAAUCAUUGAUUUUUUUAAUCAGAUAUAAACUGCUGAAGAAUAAUUUGGAAAUAUAAAGGCAAAAAUAAAACUUUAACAUUGCA